This is a messenger RNA of Dendrobium catenatum, 1896 nucleotides long. RefSeq names its product 4-coumarate--CoA ligase. The record is from RefSeq and is a predicted model, not a curated record. NCBI's taxonomy places the organism in Eukaryota, Viridiplantae, Streptophyta, Magnoliopsida, Asparagales, Orchidaceae. Gene Ontology annotation, molecular function: CoA-ligase activity.
GCCAAACCAAAUAAACAAAAAAAUGGGCUCAAUUUCGCCGGAAUUCGCCGUCGCCACCACAGAGAAACACAUCUUCCGCUCCAAACUUCCCUCCAUAUCCAUCCCGGACGACCUACCCCUCCACGACUACUGCUUCGAAAAGCUUCCAGAGAUCUCCGACCGCCCCUGCCUGAUCGAUGGUGCCACUGGCUCCAUACUCUCCUAUUCCGACGUCCACCUUCUCUCACGCCGCGCCGCCGCCGGCCUCCACCGCCUAGGCAUCCAGCAAGGCGACGUCAUAAUGAUUUUCCUACCCAAUUCCCCUGCUUUCGCCUUCGCUUUCCUCGGCGCCUCCUUUCUCGGCGCUAUCUCCACCACCGCUAACCCUUUCUACACUGCCUCCGAAGUCCACAAACAAGCUAAAGCCUCCGCGGCCAAGCUCGUUAUCACCGAAUCCUCCCACGUUCAUAAAGUUCAAGACUUGGGCAUAGAUAUCAUCGUAAUAGACGAGCCUGUACCCGCUGGAUGCCGUAGCUUCUCUGAACUCCUCUCCGCCGACGAGAACGAGAUUCCAAAAGUUGAUAUAAAGCCAGACGAUGUGGUGGCGCUGCCAUACUCCUCCGGUACUACAGGAUUACCCAAAGGCGUUAUGCUGACCCACAGAUCCUUAGUAACUAGCGUGGCUCAACAAGUCGAUGGAGAAAACCCAAACCUUUAUUUUCAUAAGGAAGAUGUUCUGCUCUGCGUGCUUCCCCUGUUCCAUAUCUAUUCCCUUAACUCUGUUUUGCUUUGUGGGUUGCGUGCCGGGUCGGCUAUUGUGAUAAUGAAGAAGUUUGAUCUCGUGAAGUUGAUGGAGUUGGUGGAGAAGUACAGGGUUACGGUGGCGCCAUUUGUGCCGCCCAUAGUGGUGGAGAUGGCGAAGAGUGAGGCGGUGGACAGCUACGACUUGUCGUCGGUGAGGAUGGUGAUGUCGGGGGCGGCGCCGAUGGGGAAGGAAUUGCAGGAUACGCUUACGGCUAAGCUUCCUAACGCUAAGCUUGGGCAGGGAUAUGGGAUGACAGAGGCAGGACCGGUUCUAUCCAUGUGUUUGGCAUUUGCGAAGGAGCCAUUCUCGUAUAAGUCCGGUUCAUGCGGCACUGUUGUUAGAAAUGCUGAGCUCAAAAUUAUAGACCCUGAAACAGGCGCCUCUCUGUUUCGCAACCAACCGGGAGAAAUCUGCAUUAGAGGAAAGCAGAUUAUGAAAGGGUAUCUGAACGAUCCUGAAGCCACAGAAAGCACAAUUGAUGCAGAGGGCUGGCUGCAUACAGGAGACGUAGGCUAUGUUGAUGAUGAUGACGAAAUAUACAUUGUUGAUAGGCUGAAAGAGCUGAUUAAAUAUAAAGGGUUUCAAGUGGCUCCAGCAGAGCUUGAGGCUUUGCUCAUCGCCCACCCUAAGAUUGCUGGCGCUGCUGUUGUCCCGUUGAAAGAUGACUUAUGUGGAGAGCUUCCCAUUGCAUUUGUUGUGCUAUCAAAUGGUAAUGAAAUCACAGAGGAUGAAAUCAAGCAAUAUGUUUCAAAACAGGUGGUUUUCUAUAAGAGAAUACAAAGGGUUUUCUUCAUAGAGGCUAUUCCGAAGUCGCCAUCUGGCAAGAUUUUGAGGAAGGAUCUGAGGGCGAGAUUGGCUGAAAUUGUCCAGAAUGGUCUGACACAGUGAUGAUCAUCUGGUUGUUGCUUUGAUAAUAGUUGUUUAAAUCUUCCUUCAGGCAUGAGUGAAAGAGAGGAGGUCGAAAGGGGUUUAGAUUUCACCUUCUUUGAAAUAUUGGAUUGGUGAAGGUGUAUUUUAUAUAUAUGGAACGGCUGUAAGUCUUUAAAGUAUAAUACAUGCUUUGGUUUGUAUCUAUCUUGUUCUUUUUAUAAGAAAAAAUAUUUUCCAUGCUA